Myxozyma melibiosi is the source of this 1771-nucleotide messenger RNA. RefSeq lists its product as uncharacterized. The record is from RefSeq and is a predicted model, not a curated record. The transcript has 7 exons. Bases 402 to 1700 code for a protein of 432 amino acids. NCBI's taxonomy places the organism in Eukaryota, Fungi, Ascomycota, Lipomycetes, Lipomycetales, Lipomycetaceae. Gene Ontology annotation, molecular function: FAD binding; monooxygenase activity.
UUGGUAUUGAUAAUGAGCUCACAGUGAAUGUUUACCCGCUCUUGACAUUAUUUAUCUCUAUUCCGCGAACAUCAUGUGAGGAGAAACACGGUUCUGGGUGUUCCGGCAUCACGAGUCCCUGCUGCUCUCGGAGGCCUCCGAAAGAAACAAAGGCAGGUGGGGUGUGCGGGGCAGCACCCCGCAUCAACAUGAUCUUUGACGCUACUGAUGCUGUCUGAUAUUCUUGUCUCUGAACGAUAGCAGAUCUCGGUGGUGAUAUCGAGACGGCGAUGCCGAGUCGCUGUCUACAGUUUCCGGCAGAGCGUUCAUCUUCGUGCCUACUUCUAGCAGCACAGUCUCGUCUCUUCUAUCCUCCCCUCCUCUUCAAUUUUUUACCGUCUGCAUAGGCGUACCUAAUAUCCAUGACUCAAAGCUCUCCUGUCUCGAAACUCAACAUCGUCGUUGUAGGCGCUGGCCUCGGUGGCAUAGCUGCCGCCAUCUCUUGCGCGCUGGCGGGACACUCCGUCACGGUACUCGAGAGCGCCAAAGAGCUCGCUGAGAUCGGAGCAGGGCUGCAAAUAACACCAAAUGGAUCCCGACUUCUCAAGCAAUGGCAGCUCCCGCAAUCGCUAUGGGACGCCGCCGCCAUACCGACCGUGAUCACCGUCCAUCGCUAUAGCGGUCCAGUUUUAGCUCGCGAGGAAAAAUUCGACAAAAACAUUCUCGCAAAAUACGGCUCGCCGGUCGCAGACUUGCACCGCGUCGAUUUACAACGGGCACUCUACCAACGUGCAAUCGAGCUCGGCGUUACUUUCCAUCUCGGCGAGCGCGUGCUAUCUCUCGAGACUUCGAAACCACGGCCUGUUGUCUGUACUCAGUCUGGACACCAGUUUUCGGGUGACCUGGUCGUUGCCGCUGACGGACUGUGGUCUAAGUGUCGUGAAGAGUUUUUGCAUGCAAAGACAAGUCCUCUUCCCACCGGCGAUCUAGCUUACCGGAUCGUUCUUACCCUCGACGAUAUCAAGAGCGAGAAGCUUCGCGAAUGGGUCAAGAAUCCUGAAGUCCAUAUCUGGAUCGGGCCUGGUGCACAUGCUGUCGGAUACUCUCUACGCGCUGGCCAAAUGUACAACAUCGUGCUUCUGGUCCCAGAUACUCUGCCUCAGGGCGUCGCCAAAGACGAAGGAAACAUAGAGGAAAUGCAAGCGCUCUUCAACGACUGGGACCCCAUAUUGACGAGCUUUCUAAAGGAAGUAAAGUCCGUCGAGAAGUGGAAACUAAUGCAUCGCCAGGAAAUGGAUCACUGGGUCAGCGAGCAGUCAAAUCUAGUUUUCCUUGGUGACGCAUGCCACCCAAUGCUGCCAUAUCUUGCGCAGGGAGCCAACUCUGCACUCGAAGAUGGAGCAGUCCUAGGAGCUCUCUUGGGUGAAAUAAAGUCGAAGGCGCAGCUACCGUACGCCCUCGAGCGCUACGAGUCUCUUCGCAAGUCUAGAGGCGAGGCCAUUGUCCGCGAGACAUUCUUGCAGAGACGCGACUUUCAUCUACCAAACGGGCCUGAGCAAGAAAAGCGGGACCAGAUUUUCCUCUCGCAGCUCGGCAAGGAAAUCAAGGGCGCGUUUCCCAGCAGAUGGACCUGCCCCGAAGUGCAGCCGUGGAUAUAUGGCUAUGAUGCAACGAAAGAAGUAGAAGAAAGCUGUGCUAAUGAACCCUUUCCCCCCGCAUAGCCGUACGAUUGUCUCGCGAUGCUCUGUAUGCUUAUAGUAGUAUUUAUAGUGAGCUAAAUACAAAUAUGAAA